Molecule: messenger RNA, 2518 nt
Organism: Papilio xuthus (Asian swallowtail)
Lineage: Eukaryota; Metazoa; Arthropoda; Insecta; Lepidoptera; Papilionidae
Gene: Lkb1
Product: Lkb1/serine/threonine kinase 11
Exons: 6
Coding region: 219-1559 (446 amino acids)
Biological process (GO): glucose homeostasis; establishment of cell polarity; intracellular signal transduction
Cellular component (GO): cytoplasm
Molecular function (GO): protein kinase activator activity; ATP binding; protein serine/threonine kinase activity
Source: RefSeq, a predicted model, not a curated record
GUUUCAACUCAUAUGGAUUCAUAAAUUUAUUUACCUUCAAUCUUUUCGAAUAAAAGCAUAAUUUUUAUAAAAAUCUUUAUUCCAUCAUGUAUGGAAAUAAUAUAUUUUGAGAAAUGUGUAAAUUCAUUUUAUAUUUGUCGUAGUUUAUCACAGCGGUGGGCCUUGCAGCGAAUAUAGACUUAUUGGAGAGUGUUCCAAAUGUAUUGUUUUGAUAGAUAAUGGAUCCAAGAAUGUGCAGGCAAAUCAGUAGUAGUGAAAGUCUUCCAGAUGCAGAGAACGUGGAAGUGGAGGAGUCGAAUAUUAUCAUGCCACAGGAAAGUGAUGAUAAUUUUCUUCUAGACGGUAGCCCGGAACCUCACUUGGUAACAUGGCUCGAUGACGACCAAAUCGAUGAUUUAGAUAUUAAUUUAGACCAAAAUAACCUAUUUUUUCAUAGAGUUGAUAGUGCAGAUAUAAUAUACAGAAAUAAAAAGAAAAAAUGUAAAAUGGUAGGUAAAUAUGUAAUGGGUGACGUGUUGGGCGAAGGUUCAUAUGGAAAAGUAAAGGAGAUGUUGGAUUCAGAGUCUUUGUGUAGACGAGCAGUUAAAAUAUUAAAAAAGAGGAAGUUGCGACGGAUACCAAAUGGUGAACAAAAUGUGCAGAGGGAGAUUCAGUUACUGCGAAUACUUAGACAUAAAAAUGUGAUAGAACUAGUCGAUGUUAUGUAUAAUGAUGAAAAGCAGAAGAUGUAUCUAGUAAUGGAAUUCUGUGUUGGAGUGCUUCAGGACAUGUUGGAAUCAAGUCCUGGCAAAAAGUUCCCACAGCGGCAGGCUCAUGACUAUUUUACACAGCUGCUUGAUGGCUUAGAAUAUCUCCAUGGGCAAGGAGUAGUUCACAAGGACAUAAAGCCAGGGAAUUUGUUAUUAACUCUCAACCAAACUCUUAAAAUCACAGAUUUUGGUGUUGCAGAGGCAUUGGACAUGUUUUCACCAGAAGAUACAUGUUACACUGGACAAGGAUCCCCAGCAUUUCAACCUCCGGAGAUAGCAAAUGGUGCGGAGACUUUUUCCGGAACUAAAGUUGAUAUUUGGAGCAGUGGGGUUACAUUAUACAACAUGACGACUGGUCGUUACCCGUUCGAGGGUGACAACGUGUUCCGGCUACUGGAGGCGAUAGGUCGCGCGGAGCCCGCGCCGCCGCCGCGCUGCCUCGGCCCGGCGCUGCACUCGCUGCUCACGCACAUGCUCAGCCGAGACCCCGACCUGCGCCCCGACGUGCAUCAGAUACGACGGCACGCUUGGAUACAAGCGACGCCUGCUCUGGAGGCAGGCGAGCGCCUGGUCAAUCCCCGCUCGCGGCGCUCUGAUGAGCAUCACAACUCCACAGUCAUACCAUAUCUGGUCGAGAGGCAUUACGCCUCCGCACAGGAAUACUUCACAGAGAGGGACCUCAGGCACGAGCUGGGCGACAAUGGGUCAAGAACAAUGUCGACGGCGGAGUUAUCAGACGGCGAAUCCACUCAAUGCAAGAGGCGGUGGCACUCGUCUUGCGGCCGACUGCCAUCUUGCCGCCUCACGUGAUCCCUGCAUUGUCUCAAAUGUGUUCUGCAAUAAUCUAAAGUGUUCCACACUAAUCCACAGUGUUCCACAAUUGAUCCUCUGUGUUCCACAGUGAUCCACAGUGUUCUGUGUUCAUGUUACACGCUGAUCCGCAGUAUUACAUGCUGAUCCACAAUGUUACGAAAUGAUCUAAUGUGAUCCAUAUUGUUCUACACCGAUUCAUAGCAAUCGCAACGCUCAGAAAAUGCACUUUAUGCGAUAUUUCAGUGUGUUACGGCCUUAUCUAGAAAUGUUACAGAAUCUUACAAUAUCAAACCAUAUUUGUCCUAACUAGUUUUGCUUUUGGAAUGAAGAUAAAAUGAUUUUCUAAAAAUUACAUAUGUAUCUUUUGAAGAGAACAUGUACUAAAUGUUAAAUUAUUUCCAAAAAUGUAAUCACCUAGGUACAGUCGUUCACGAAACGUCGCUAAAUUUAUAUCUGACAAUAUUUGUUAGAGAUAUUUCAUCUCUGAUCAACUCAACAGAAAUGUUUAUUGUGCAAUGCAACCUACUCGAUAUUUUAUAUCAGGUCUCAAGUGUGUAGGCACCCUUAUACAUCAUGCGUCUCGCUCUUUUGUAUUUUAUAUCCGGUUGUCUCUUUUUAAUUAAGUCGAAUUACACAUUGCGGUGAUUUCUGUGAAUAGUAUUUUUUCUUACUGUGUUUUGAAAUUUUAUUUUGUAUUAUAAUAAAUGAGAAUGGAAACAUAUUUAAAAAUUAAAAAUAAAUAUGACAAUAAUGAAAAUUAAAUUAUAUUUAUGAAGAAAACUAAAAUGUCUAUUACUACGCAAUGACAUGUCGGCUAUCAUUUGAAUUGCAAAAGUUUGGAUAGAAUUAUAUAUUUCUUGAUUGUAAUCUUGUAAUUAAGACUGUUCAGUAUCUCAAAUGAAAUAAAAAUAUUUUCUUAAAAUAUGUAACGACAAAAUGUUUAAAUAAUUCAUUGA